AAGGGGAAAGAGGCGAGCAGUCCGAAGGACUCGGCAGGACAGCGAGCUGGUGGCUGCGGGCGGCGCCGAGUGAGCCAGCGAACGAGACCGGGCCAUGGGGCAGCGGGCAGUGGGCUCGCUGCUGCUAGGGCUGCUGCUGCACGCGCGGCUGCUCGCGGUGACACAGGGGCUAAGGGCCUAUGAUGGCCUUUCCCUUCCUGAGGACACAGAGACUGUCACAGCGAGCCGGUAUGGCUGGACCUACUCAUACCUCUCUGACGAUGAGGACCUGUUGGCUGAUGAUGCGUCAGGAGAUGGCCUCGGCAGUGGAGACCUGGGCAGUGGGGACUUCCAGAUGGUCUAUUUCCGGGCUCUGGUGAAUUUUACUCGGUCCAUUGAGUACAGCCCCCAGCUGGAGGACGCGAAUGCCAAGGAGUUCCGAGAGGUGUCCGAGGCUGUGGUAGAGAAGCUGGAGACCGAGUAUGUGAAGAUUCCUGGAGACCAGAUUGUCAGUGUGGUGUUCAUCAAGGAGCUGGAUGGCUGGGUCUUUGUUGAGCUGGAUGUUGGUUCUGAAGGGAACGCGGACGGAUCUCAGAUUCAAGAGGUGCUGCAUACGGUGGUCUCCAGUGGCUCCAUCGGCCCCUACGUCACUUCCCCCUGGGGGUUCAAGUUCCGACGCCUGGGCACAGCACAGACCCCCCCGCCACCCCCAGCUGCUGUGGGGGUCGCAGUGACACCAGUGCCCCAGUUCCCAAGAGUCUGCACGGAGACAGAGUUUGCUUGCCACAGCUAUAAUGAGUGCGUGGCUCUGGAGUAUCGCUGUGACCGGCGGCCUGACUGCAGGGACAUGUCCGAUGAGCUCAAUUGUGAGGAGGCAGUCUCCGAGAUCAGCUCCUUGCCAUCUGCUGUGGUGAAGGUGUCACCUUUACCACUCUGGCCAGAGGCAGCAACACUUCCACCGCCAGUCAUGCAUGGACCUCAGUUUCUGUUACCCAAUGUUCCUGGGCCCACAGCCUGUGGGCCCCAGGAGGCCUCGUGCCACAGUGGGCACUGCAUCCCCCGAGACUACCUCUGUGAUGGGCAGGAAGACUGCAGGGAUGGCAGCGACGAACUGGGCUGUGGGCCCCCCCCACCCUGUGAGCCUAACGAGUUUUCCUGUGAAAACGGGCACUGUGCUCUCAAGUUGUGGCGAUGUGAUGGUGACUUUGACUGUGAGGACCAUACAGAUGAGGCCAACUGUCCCGUCAAGCACCCUGGGGAAGUCUGUGGACCCACACAAUUCCAGUGCGUCUCCACCAACCGCUGCAUCCCGGCCAGCUUCCACUGUGACGAGGAGACCGACUGUCCUGACCGAAGCGAUGAAUUUGGCUGCAUGCCUCCCCAGGUGGUGACCCCUCCCCAGCAGUCCAUCCAGGCUUCUCGGGGCCAGACGGUGACUUUCACCUGCGUGGCCACUGGUGUCCCCACACCCAUCAUUAACUGGAGGCUCAACUGGGGCCACAUCCCUGUUAAUCCCAGGGUGACAAUGACCAGCGAGGGUGGGCGCGGCACGCUGAUCAUCCGUGAUGUGAAGGAGGCAGACCAGGGCGCGUACACCUGUGAGGCCAUGAACUCGCGUGGCAUGGUGUUCGGCAUUCCGGACGGUGUGCUGGAGCUCGUCCCGCAGCGAGGGCCCUGUCCUGAUGGGCACUUCUACCUGGAGGACAGUGCCUCCUGCCUGCCCUGCUUCUGCUUUGGCGUGACCAACCUGUGUCAGAGCAGCCGACGCUUCCGGGACCAGAUCCGGCUGAACUUUGACCAGCCCAGUGACUUCAAGGGUGUGAAUGUGACGAUGCCCUCGCAGCCUGGGGUGCCACCUCUCUCCUCCACCCAGCUGCAGAUCGACCCCACCCUGCAGGAGUUCCAGCUGGUUGACCUGUCCCGCCGCUUCCUGGUCCAUGACGCUUUCUGGGCCCUACCCAAGCAGUUUCUAGGCAACAAGGUGGACUCCUAUGGUGGCUUCCUGCGCUACAAGGUGCGCUAUGAGCUGGCACGAGGCAUGCUGGAGCCGGUGCAGAAACCAGACGUGAUCCUCGUGGGUGCCGGGUACCGCCUCCACUCUCGAGGCCACACACCUACCCAUCCUGGAGCUUUGAACCAGCGCCAGGUCCAGCUCUCAGAGGAACACUGGGUACAUGAGUCUGGCCGGCCUGUCCAACGGGCUGAGAUGCUGCAGGCCCUGGCGAGCCUGGAGGCUGUCCUGCUGCAGACAGUAUAUAACACCAAGAUGACCAGUGUGGGGCUGAGUGACAUUGUCAUGGACACCACCGUCACCUAUACCACCAUCCAUGGCCGGGCUCACAGUGUGGAGGAGUGCAGAUGUCCCAUUGGCUAUUCUGGAUUGUCUUGCGAGAGCUGCGAUGCCCACUUCACCCGCGUGCCUGGCGGGCCCUACCUGGGCACUUGCUCUGGCUGUAAUUGUAAUGGCCACGCCAGCUCCUGUGACCCUGUCUAUGGCCACUGUCUGAAUUGCCAGCACAACACAGAAGGACCUCAGUGUGACAAGUGUAAGCCUGGCUUCUUUGGAGAUGCCACCAAGGCCACAGCCACUGCCUGCCGGCCCUGCCCCUGUCCAUACAUCGACGCUUCCCAAAGGUUCUCAGACACUUGCUUCCUGGACACAGAUGGCCAAGCCACUUGUGACGCUUGUGCCCCAGGCUACACAGGCCGCCGCUGUGAGAGCUGUGCCCCUGGAUAUGAAGGCAACCCCAUUCAACCAGGCGGGAAGUGCAGACCCUCCAACCAGGAACUCGUGCGCUGCGAUGAGCGAGGGAGCCUGAGUGCCACAGGAGAAGCCUGCCGCUGUAAGAACAACGUCGUGGGGCGCUCGUGCAACGAGUGCUCGGAAGGCUCGUUCCACCUGAGCAAGCAAAACCCCGACGGCUGCCUCAAGUGCUUCUGCAUGGGAGUCAGUCGUCAAUGCAGCAGCUCCUCCUGGAGCCGAGCCCAGGUGCUUGGAGCCUCGGUACAGCCUUCUCAAUUCACCCUGACCAACGCCGCUGGCACCCACACCACCAGCGAGGGGGUCUCGUCCCCUGCACCCGGCGAGCUGUUGUUCUCUUCCUUCCACAACCUCCUGUCUGAACCCUACUUCUGGAGUCUUCCCGCCAGCUUCCGAGGGGACAAGGUGACAUCCUACGGAGGAGAACUGCGCUUCACCGUGACGCAGAGGCCCCGGCCCGGUUCUGCGCCCCUGCACAGACAGCCGCUGGUUGUGUUACAAGGCAACAACAUUGUGUUGGAACACCAUGCCUCAAGGGAGCCCAGCCCUGGCCAGCCCAGCAACUUCAUAGUGCCCUUCCAAGAGCAAGUGUGGCAGAGGCCUGAUGGACAGCCAGCCACACGGGAGCACCUGCUGAUGGCCCUGGCAGGCAUUGACGCCCUCCUCAUCCAAGCAUCCCACACGCAGCAACCAGCUGAGAGCAGGCUCUCCGGUAUCAGCAUGGACGUGGCUGUGCCAGAGAACACUGGCCAGGACCCAGCACGAGAAGUAGAACAUUGUACCUGCCCCCCUGGUUACCGCGGCCCCUCCUGCCAGGACUGUGACACAGGCUACACACGCGUGGCCAGUGGGCUCUACCUGGGCACCUGUGAACGCUGUAACUGCCACGGCCACUCGGAGACCUGUGAGCCCGAGACGGGGGCUUGCCAGAGCUGUCAGCACCACACAGAGGGUGCUAGCUGUGAGCAGUGCCAGCCAGGGUACUAUGGGGAUCCCCAGCGGGGCACACCGCAGGACUGCCAGCCUUGCCCAUGUUAUGGAACCCCUGCUGCUGGCCAGGCUUCCCACACUUGUUUCCUGGACACAGAUGGCCACCCCACCUGUGACUCAUGCUCACCAGGCCACAGCGGGCGUCACUGUGAGAGGUGUGCCCCAGGUUACCAUGGCAACCCCAGCCAGGGCCAGCCCUGUCACAGAGACGGUCAGGUUCCAGAGGUGCCAGGCUGUGACUGUGAUCCCCAUGGUAGCAUCAGCAGCCAGUGUGAUGCCACUGGUCAGUGCCAAUGCAAGGCCCAGGUAGAAGGCCGCACUUGCAGCCACUGCCGACCUCACCACUUCCACCUGAGUGCCAGCAACCCGGAAGGCUGCCUGCCCUGUUUCUGCAUGGGUGUCACACAGCAGUGCACCAGCUCCUCUUACUCACGCCAGCUGAUCUCUACCCACUUUGCUCCUGGAGACUUUCAAGGCUUUGCUCUGGUGAACCCUCAACGCAACAGCCAACUGACAGGGGGCUUCACCGUGGAACCAGUGCCUGAUGGGGCCCGGCUCUCUUUCAGCAACUUUGCCCACCUCGGCCAAGAAUCCUUCUACUGGCAGCUGCCCGAAACAUACCAAGGAGACAAGAGAGAGGCUCACUUUGCACGGCUACGCCGGGCUCACCAGAACCGCACAUCCCUCUCAGAGGAAGAGUGGCGGGCAGCUGUGGCAUCUGGGAGGAUCCUUGGGGACACAGAGGGCAGGGGCCGGGCACAACGGGCGUCACAGGUGGAUGAGGCUCAGAGACGGGUGGAUGCUGAGAUCUGGCAGCUCCUUGCCGGCUUUGCCGCCCACCCCCACCCCCCUCCUCGUGGGCUGCGCCCCAACCCCCAGCUAGCUACCGCUCUACGAGCGGGCCCCCCCUCCUCUUCCUCCUCUUCAUCUCCUUCCUCCUCCUCCUUCACUUCUCUGCCUUCCCCAGCAGGCUCUCAGUUCUCCCUUUCCUACGAGGGCUUCUCUCUGCUGCCUGGAAGCCUCUAUUACUGGCAGCUGCCCCGAGCCUUCCUAGGGAAUAAGGUGGCUGCCUAUGGUGGGAAGCUACGGUAUACGCUCUCCUACACAUCUGGGCCACAGGGCAGCCCACUCUCGGACCCUGAUAUCCAGAUUACGGGCAAUAACAUCAUGCUGGUAGCCUCUCAGCCCGCACUACAGGGCCCAGAGAGGAGGAGCUAUGAGAUCAUCUUCCGAGAGGAGUUCUGGCGGCGACCAGAUGGACAGCCUGCGACCCGAGAGCACUUGCUCAUGGCCCUGGCAGAUCUGGAUGAACUUCUGGUUCGGGCCACAUUCUCCUCAGUGCCACGGGCAGCCAGUAUCAGUGCUGUGAGCCUAGAAGUGGCCCAGCCAGGGCCCUCUGGUGGACCCCAAGCCCUCGAGGUGGAAGAGUGUCGCUGCCCCCCAGGCUAUGUUGGCUUAUCCUGCCAGGACUGUGCCCCCGGCUACACUCGCACUGGGAGCGGACUGUACCUUGGCCAGUGCGAGUUGUGCGAAUGCAAUGGCCACUCCGAAGUGUGUCACCCGGAGACUGGAGCCUGCACGGGUUGUCAGCACAACACUGUGGGUGAGUUCUGUGAGACGUGUGCAACUGGCUACUACGGAGAUGCCACGGCUGGGACGCCUGAGGACUGCCAGCCCUGUGCCUGCCCACUGACCAACCCAGAGAACAUGUUCUCCCGCACCUGUGAGAGCCUCGGAGCCGGAGGGUACCGCUGCACCGCCUGUGAACCUGGCUACACCGGGCAGUACUGCGAGCAGUGUGCCCCAGGCUACGAGGGUAACCCCAAUGUACAAGGAGGCCGGUGCCAGCCACUGACAAAAGAGUCCCUGGAGGUUCAGAUCCAUCCCUCUCGGAGCGUGGUUCCCCAAGGCGGCCCACACUCCCUAAGGUGCCAGGUCAACGGGAGUCCACCUCACUACUUCUACUGGUCCCGUGAAGACGGGCGGCCCUUGCCCAGCGGUGCACAACAGCGGCAUCAAGGCUCUGAGCUCCACUUCCCUAGCGUGCAGCCCUCCGACGCCGGUGUCUACAUCUGUACCUGCAGAAACCUGAUUCACACCAGCAACAGCAGGGCUGAGCUACUGGUCGCUGAAGCUCCCAGCAAGCCCAUCACGGUGACAGUGGAGGAGCAGAGGAGCCAGAGUGUGCGGCCCGGAGCUGAUGUCACCUUCAUCUGCACGGCCAAGAGCAAAUCCCCAGCCUACACCCUGGUGUGGACCCGUCUGCACAACGGGAAGCUACCGUCCCGUGCUAUGGACUUCAACGGCAUCCUGACCAUUCGUAAUGUGCAGCCGAGUGACGCAGGCACCUACGUGUGCACCGGCUCCAACAUGUUCGCCAUGGACCAGGGCACCGCCACGCUGCAUGUUCAGGUCUCAGGCACCUCCACUGCCCCGGUGGCUUCCAUUCACCCGCCACAGCUCACUGUGCAGCCGGGACAACUGGCUGAGUUCCGCUGUAGCGCCACGGGGAACCCCACCCCCACUCUGGAAUGGAUAGGGGGUCCCAGUGGCCAGCUUCCCACAAAGGCUCAGAUCCACAACGGCAUCCUGCGCCUGCCAGCCAUCGAGCCCUCAGAUCAGGGCCAGUACCUGUGCCGUGCCCUCAGCAGCGCUGGGCAGCAUGUGGUCAGGGCCAUGCUUCAGGUGCACGGGGGCAGUGGACCCAGGGUCCAGGUGAGCCCUGAGAGGACCCAGGUACAUGAAGGCCGCACGGUGAGGCUGUACUGCAGGGCAGCAGGGGUACCCAGUGCCAGCAUCACCUGGAGGAAGGAGGGAGGCAGCCUGCCCCCUCAGGCCCGGUCAGAGAACACAGACAUCCCCACACUGCUCAUCCCAGCCAUUAGAGUUGCUGACUCUGGUUUCUACCUCUGUGUGGCCACCAGCCCCACAGGCACCGCCCAGGCCCGCAUUCAGGUGGUCGUCCUCUCAGCUUCCGGUGCCAGCUCGGUGCCAGUCAGGAUCGAAUCCUCAUCACCAUCCGUGACCGAAGGACAGACCCUUGACCUCAACUGUGCGGUGAUGGGGUUGACCUACACCCAGGUCACGUGGUACAAGCGAGGGGGCAGCCUGCCUCCCCAUGCCCAGGUCCACGGCUCCCGGCUGCGGCUCCCCCAGGUCUCACCAGCAGAUUCUGGAGAAUAUGUGUGCCGAGUGGAGAGUGACUUGGGCCCUAAGGAGGCUUCCAUCGUUGUCUCUGUCCUUCACAGCCCCCAUUCAGGCCCCAGCUACACCCCAGCCACCAGCAGCACUCCACCCAUCCGCAUUGAAUCUUCAUCCUCCCAUGUGGCUGAGGGACAAACCCUGGAUCUGAACUGCGUGGUGCCUGGGCAGGCACAGGUGACUUGGCGCAAACGUGGAGGCAGCCUUCCCGCCCGGCACCAGACCCAUGGUUCCCUGCUGAGACUGCACCAGGUGUCCCCUGCCGACUCAGGCGAGUAUGUGUGCCAUGUCCUCCUGGGCUCUGAGCACAUAGAAACCUCUGUCCUGGUCGCCAUCGAGCCUGCCGUGUCCAUCCCUGCCCCUGGACCUGUCCCUCCUGUCAGAAUUGAGUCCUCAUCCCCCACCGUGGCUGAGGGUCAGACGCUGGAUCUCAACUGUGUGGUAGCAGGACAGGCCCAUGCACAGGUCACAUGGUAUAAGCGUGGGAGCAGCCUGCCUGCCCGGCACCAGGUCCGUGGCUCCCGCCUGUACAUCUUCCAGGCUUCCCCAGCGGAUGCUGGAGAAUAUGUGUGCAGGGCAGGCAAUGGGCAGGAAGCCACCAUCACAGUCAAGGUCACAGGCAACCAAGGGGCCAACAUCGCCUACCCCCCAGGUAGCACGCCAACCAUUCGCAUUGAGUCCUCGUCCUCUCACGUGGCUGAGGGGCAGACCCUGGAUCUAAAUUGUGUGGUGCAAGGACAGGCCCACGCCCAGGUCACAUGGCACAAGCGAGGAGGCAGCCUGCCUGCCCGGCACCAGACCCAUGGUUCCCUGCUGAGGCUGCACCAGGUGUCUCCCGUGGACUCAGGAGAAUAUGUGUGCCGAGUGGAGGGAGGGCCCGUGCCUCUGGAGAGCUCUGUCCUGGUCGCCAUUGAACCUGCAGGCUCUGUGCCCGCACUCGGGGUCACCCCUCCGGUCCGAAUCGAGUCAUCUUCCUCCCACGUGUCAGAAGGGCAGAGCCUGGAUCUGAACUGCCUUGUUGCUGGGCAGACUCACCCCCAGAUCUCCUGGCACAAGCGUGGGGGCAGCCUCCCUGCCCGGCAUCAGGUACAUGGGUCAAGGCUGAGACUGCUCCAGGUGACCCCAGCUGACUCUGGGGAGUACGUGUGCCGUGUCGUCAGUGGCUCAGGCACCCAUGAAGCUUCUGUCCUUGUCACUAUUCAGCAGCACCUCAGCCCCUCCCACCCCCAGAGCGUGGUGCACCCUGUGCGCAUUGAAUCUUCGUCACCCUCGCUGGCCAACGGCCAUACUCUGGACCUGAACUGCCUGGUUGCCAGCCUUACCCCCCACACCAUCACCUGGUAUAAGCGUGGAGGCAGCUUACCCAGCCGGCAUCAGAUUGUGGGCUCCCGCCUCCGGAUCCCUCAAGUGACCCCAGCGGACUCCGGAGAGUAUGUGUGUCACGUCAGUAAUGGCGUUGGCUCCCAGGAGACCUCUCUCAUUGUUACCAUCGAGAGCAGAGGGCCGUCCCAUGUGCCCAGUGUCUCCCCACCAAUGAGGAUUGAGACCUCGUCUCCCACAGUGACGGAAGGACAGACCCUGGAUCUGAACUGUGUGGUGGUUGGGCGGCCCCAGGCCACCAUCACAUGGUACAAACGUGGGGGCAGCCUGCCAUUCAGACACCAGGCCCAUGGCUCCCGUCUCCGGCUACACCAGAUGUCAGUGGCGGACUCCGGCGAGUAUGUCUGCAGAGCCAACAACAACAUUGACGCCCAGGAGACCUCCAUCAUGAUCUCUGUCUCCCCCAACACCAACGCCCCCUCUGCCUCUGCUAGUCCUGUACCCAUCAGAAUUGAGUCUUCCUCUUCACAUGUGGCAGAAGGACAGACCCUGGAUCUGAACUGUGUGGUCCCUGGGCAGGCCCAUGCCCAGGUCACAUGGCACAAGCGAGGGGGUAGCCUGCCUGCCCAUCAUCAGGCCCACGGCUCAAGACUGAGGCUGUACCAGGUGUCCCCAGCUGACUCGGGUGAAUAUGUGUGCCGAGUUCUGAGCAGCUCUGGCCCUCUGGAGGCUUCCGUCCUGGUCUCAAUUACAGCGUCUGCCUCUAAUGUCCACGUCCCUGGUGGAGUCCCACCCAUCCGCAUCGAGACCUCUUCCUCCCAAGUUGCUGAGGGACAGACCCUGGAUCUAACCUGUGUGGUUCCUGGGCAGGCCCAUGCCCAGGUCACAUGGCACAAGCGUGGAGGCAGCCUGCCCGCCGGGCACCAGGUCCAUGGCCACAUUCUGAGGCUGAACCGGGUAUCCCCAGCGGACUCUGGCGAGUACUCAUGCCAAGUGACCGGCAGCUCAGGUACCCUGGAGGCUUCUGUCCUGGUUACCAUCGAGGCCUCUCAACCCAGCCCUAUCCCUGCCCCAGGGCUGGCCCAGCCCAUCUACAUAGAGUCCUCCUCCUCCCAUUUGGCUGAAGGGCAGACUGUGGAUCUCAACUGUGUGGUACCAGGGCAAGCCCAUGCCCAGGUCACAUGGCACAAACGAGGGAGCAGCCUGCCUGCCCGUCACCAGACUCACGGCUCCCUGCUGAGGCUCUACCAUAUCUCCCCUGCUGACUCGGGCGAGUAUGUGUGCCAAGUGGCUGGUAGCUCCCACCCUGAGCACGAGGCUUCCUUCAAGAUCACAGUCCCCGCCAGUGAAGGGUCUUCCUACCGCCUCAGAAGCCCUGUCAUCUCCAUUGAGCCACCCAGCAGCACAGUACAACAGGGCCAAGAUGCCAGCUUCAAGUGCCUCAUCCACGAGGGAGCAACACCCAUCAGCCUUGAGUGGAAGACUCGGAACCAAGAGCUGGAGGACAACGUCCACAUCAGCCCCAACGGCUCCAUCAUGACCAUUGUGGGUGCCCGGCCCAGCAACCAUGGAGCCUAUCGCUGCGUGGCUUCCAACGUCUAUGGGGUGGCCCAGAGCGUCGUCAAUCUCAUUGUGCAUGGGCCCCCGACGGUGUCUGUGCUCCCUGAGGGCCCUGUGCAUGUGAAAAUGGGCAAGGACAUCACCCUGGAGUGCGUCAGUUCUGGGGAACCCCGCUCUUCCCCACGUUGGACCCGACUCGGCAUCCCGGUCAAGUUGGAGCCACGGAUGUUUGGGCUCAUGAAUAGCCAUGCGAUGUUGAAGAUCGCAUCGGUGAAGCCAUCGGAUGCAGGCACCUAUGUGUGUCAAGCCCAGAAUGCCCUAGGCACAGCACAAAAGCAGGUGGAGCUGAUCGUCGACACUGGCACCGUAGCCCCAGGAGCUCCCCAGGUCCAGGUGGAAGAAGCCGAGCUGACCUUGGAGGCUGGACACACGGCCACUCUACACUGCUCAGCCACAGGCAACCCCCCGCCCACCAUCCACUGGUCCAAGCUGCGUGCCCCACUGCCCUGGCAACACCGGAUAGAAGGCAACACACUGGUCAUUCCCCGGGUGGCCCAGCAGGACUCAGGACAGUACAUCUGUAACGCCACCAACUCUGCUGGGCACACUGAAGCUACUGUUGUCCUGCACGUGGAGAGUCAUCCUUAUGCCACCAUAAUUCCAGAGCAUACCUCAGUGCAGCCAGGGAAACUGGUUCAGCUGCAAUGCCUGGCUCACGGCACACCCCCACUCACCUACCAGUGGAGCCGUGUGGGCGGCAUUCUCCCUGAGAAGGCAGUUGCCAGGAACCAGCUGCUGCGCCUGGAGCCCGCGGGCCGGGCAGACUCUGGCCGCUACCGCUGCCAGGUCUCCAACAAGGUGGGCUCCGCUGAGGCCUUUGCUCAAGUGCUGGUCCAAGGCUCCUCUGGCGAUGUCCCUGACACUUCCACCCCAGUAGGAUCCACACCCACUGUGCAAGUCACUCCUCAGCAAGAGACCAAGAGCAUAGGGGCCAGCGUUGAGUUCCACUGUGCGGUGCCCAAUGAGCAUGGCACCCACCUUCGUUGGCUCAAGGAGGGCGGUCAGCUGCCUCCUGGACACAGUGUGCAAGAUGGAGUCCUCCGAAUCCAGAACUUAGACCAGAGCUGCCAAGGGACAUAUAUUUGUCAGGCCCAUGGGCCUUGGGGACAAGCCCAGGCUACUGCCCAGCUAAUUGUUCAAGCCUUGCCCUCAGUGCUUAUCAACGUCCGCACGUCGGUGCACUCCGUGGUAGUCGGCCACUCUGUCGAGUUUGAGUGUCUGGCCCUGGGUGACCCUAAGCCUCAGGUGACGUGGAGCAAAGUCGGAGGGCGCCUGCGGUCUGGCAUCGUGCAAAGCGGAAGUGUCAUCAGGAUUGCCCACGUGGAGCUGGCUGAUGCAGGACAGUACCGCUGUGCCGCUACCAACGCUGCUGGCACCACCCAGUCCCACGUGCUGCUGCUGGUACAAGCCUUGCCCCAGAUCUCAACUCCCCCAGAGGUCCGAGUGCCUGCCGGUUCUGCAGCUGUCUUUCCCUGCAUGGCCUCAGGCUACCCGACGCCUGCCAUCACUUGGAGCAAGGUGGAUGGUGACCUACCACCCGACAGCCGCCUGGAGAACAACAUGCUGAUGCUACCAUCAGUUCGCCCCGAGGAUGCUGGUACCUACGUGUGCACUGCCACCAACAGGCAGGGCAAGGUCAAAGCCUUUGCCUAUCUGCAGGUGCCAGAGCGAGUGGUGCCCUACUUCACCCAGACACCCUACUCCUUCCUGCCCCUUCCCACCAUCAAAGACGCCUACAGGAAGUUUGAGAUCAAGAUCACCUUCCGGCCAGACUCUGCAGAUGGGAUGCUGCUGUACAACGGGCAGAAGCACACCCCAGGGAGCCCCACCAACCUAGCCAACAGGCAACCAGAUUUCAUCUCCUUUGGCCUCGUGGGCGGAAGGCCUGAGUUCCGAUUUGAUGCAGGCUCUGGCAUGGCCACUAUCCGCCAUCCUACACCUCUGGCCCUAGGCCAGUUCCACACUGUGACCCUCCUACGAAGCCUCACUCAAGGAUCUAUGAUUGUGGGCAAUUUGGCCCCUGUCAACGGGACCUCCCAGGGCAAGUUCCAAGGGUUAGACCUGAAUGAGGAACUGUAUCUGGGUGGCUAUCCUGACUACCGUGCCAUCCCCAAGGCUGGGCUGAGUAGCGGCUUUGUAGGCUGUGUACGUGAGCUGCGCAUCCAAGGCGAGGAGAUUGUAUUCCAUGACGUCAACCUCACAACACAUGGCAUCUCCCACUGCCCUACUUGCCAGGACCGACCCUGCCAGAAUGGGGGCCAGUGCCAUGAUUCUGAGAGCAGCAGUUACACGUGUGUCUGCCCUGCUGGCUUCACCGGCAGCCGCUGUGAGCAUUCGCAAGCCCUGCACUGCCACCCAGAGGCCUGUGGGCCCGAUGCCACCUGUGUGAACCGGCCAGAUGGUCGAGGCUAUAACUGUCGCUGUCACCUGGGCCGCUCCGGAAUGAGGUGUGAAGAAGGUGUGACGGUGACCACCCCAUCGAUGUCUGGUGCUGGCUCCUACCUGGUACUACCCGCUCUCACCAAUACGCACCACGAGCUACGCCUGGAUGUAGAGUUCAAGCCACUGGAACCCGAUGGGAUCUUACUGUUCAGUGGGGGCAAGAGUGGGCCUGUGGAAGACUUUGUGUCCCUAGCGAUGGUUGGUGGCCACCUGGAGUUCCGCUAUGAGUUAGGAUCAGGUCUGGCUGUUCUGCGGAGCCUCGAGCCACUGGCCUUAGGACGCUGGCACCGAGUGUCUGCAGAGCGCCUGAACAAGGAUGGCAGCCUGCAGGUGGAUGGAGGGCGCCCUGUGCUACGCUCUUCGCCAGGGAAGAGCCAGGGCCUCAACCUGCACACCCUACUCUACCUGGGUGGUGUGGAGCCCUCUGUACAGCUGUCCCCAGCCACCAACAUGAGUGCUCACUUCCGUGGCUGUGUGGGUGAGGUGUCUGUGAACGGUAAGCGGUUGGACCUCACCUACAGCUUCUUGGGCAGCCGGGGUGUGGGGCAGUGCUAUGACAGCUCCCCGUGCGAGCGCCAGCCCUGCCGGAAUGGCGCCACGUGCAUGCCUGCAGGCGAAUAUGAGUUCCAGUGCCUUUGUCAAGAUGGCUUCAAAGGAGACCUUUGUGAGCAUGAGGAGAACCCUUGCCAGCUCCAAGAACCUUGUCUGAAUGGUGGCACCUGCCGGGGUACCCGUUGCCUCUGUCUCCCUGGCUUCUCUGGUCCACGCUGCCAACAAGGCGCUGGAUAUGGCGUAGUGGAGUCAGACUGGCACCCUGAAGGCAGUGGAGGCAAUGAUGCCCCUGGGCAAUACGGAGCCUACUUUCACGACAAUGGCUUCCUAGCCCUCCCUGGCAACAGCUUCUCUAGGAGCCUGCCUGAAGUACCUGAGACCAUCGAAUUCGAGGUUCGGACCAGCACAGCCAAUGGCCUCUUGCUCUGGCAGGGUGUGGUGAAAGAGUCCAGCCGCAGCAAAGACUUCAUUAGCCUUGGACUACAGGAUGGCCAUCUUGUCUUCAACUACCAACUGGGCAGUGGGGAAGCCCGCCUUGUCUCUGAAGACCCCAUCAAUGACGGCGAGUGGCAUCGAGUGACGGCACUGCGAGAGGGCCAGAGAGGCUCCAUCCAAGUAGACGGUGAGGAGCUGGUCAUCGGCCGGUCCCCGGGUCCUAAUGUGGCCGUCAACACCAAGGACAUCAUCUAUAUUGGUGGUGCCCCAGAUGUGGCCACACUGACCAGGGGCAAGUUCUCCUCUGGGAUCACAGGCUGUCUCAAGAAUCUGGUGCUGCACUCAGCCCGGCCUGGAGCCCCACCCCCACAGCCCCUGGACCUGCAGCAUCGUGCCCAGGCAGGGGCCAACACACGUCCUUGCCCCUCAUAGGCAGCUGCCUGCCUCCCACGGACUCCUGGGCAGCACCCAGCCUGACAGUGCCGAGUAUAUUAUUAUUAAUAUUAUUAUGACUUUUUAUAAGAGACUGAGGCAGUGCCACGCUUUGCUGCUACCACCCUGGGCUGGACUGGAGGGUGGGCGUGCCAGCUCCCACACACGCGUGGGCAGAGCCCCGAGGCUGGUGGGCAGGACAAGGGGACUGGAAGAGGUUUCCUCAGAAGGCUCCUGGGACUUGGAGUCAGGCAUCGCGGCCGGUAGGGCUCAGAACCGUUCCCACUCCCUUCCCUGCUUCAGAAUCUGGGCUGGGCUGCUCACUUCAGCAGUUCAUGUGGCCAGUCCUCAUUGCUGUGAGCGCCAACCUCGGUUAUCACCCCAUACCUCGCUGUCAAACUGAAUGAGGGGGGUGUGGCGAUGGCCCGAGCCACUGUUCUGGGAGCAGAAGGCAGCUCACCCCAUCCCCCAAACCCCACUGGCCACAUAACAUCCCAGCCUCCUCCACACCCACCUAGCCAGAGGUUUCCAGUCCCUGGCAGUCUCCCCUCCCACCCAGCCCUCCUCCACCUGCAUUCCCCCACCCCCACCCCACACAUACACAGCCCAGGGCCCUGCCCUCAGGAGCUGCAAGGGAGACCAACUCUUUCCCAGAACUGCUAGGCAGAGCCCAGCUAUGAGGUCCCACCAUACCAGGCCACACUCCCCACUCUUCUGGAGGUGAAGGCCCAGGGCGUGGGGGAGCAGGAAUCAGGAACACCAGUGGCUUGGUGGGGACAGCUGAGAUGUCAGCUUGGGAAGGUGAGGAAGAAUGAUGAUAGCCCUGCCCAUCUGGGAGCCUGAGGAGCCCAAGUAAGGGGUCAGCAGGCCCAGACUCUGGCUCUUGGGUCCUGGGGGAACCCCCUGUGGUCUUUAUCUGAUUUUUUUUCUUAAUAAACGGUGCUAUCCCUGC
Molecule: messenger RNA, 14684 nt
Organism: Rattus norvegicus (Norway rat)
Lineage: Eukaryota; Metazoa; Chordata; Mammalia; Rodentia; Muridae
Gene: Hspg2
Product: heparan sulfate proteoglycan 2
Biological process (GO): brain development; cell differentiation; circulatory system development
Cellular component (GO): Golgi lumen; microfibril; gel phase of basement membrane
Molecular function (GO): calcium ion binding
Source: RefSeq, a predicted model, not a curated record